AUGAAGAGUUGCGAACUUUGUAAGCGGCCGGCGCGGACGCACUGCCCGGCGGACCAGGCGAGCUUGUGCUGGCCUUGCGACGCCGCCGUGCACUCCGCCAACUUCCUGGUGGCGAGGCACUCCAGGACCCUGCUCUGCCGCGUGUGCCAGGGCCCGACGCCGUGGUCCGCCUCCGGCUCCGAGCUCGGACCUAUUUCCGCCGUCUGCGAGAUGUGCGUCGAUCGGAGAUCAGGCGGAGGAAACGGCGGAGGCGGUUCGCCUUCGUCGGAUGAGGUGGAGCAGGCGGUGGUAGAGGAGAUUCAGGUGGUGCCAUGGUCGCCGCCGCCGGCCGAGAGCAGCUCAAGCGCCGAGGAGACGGAGGUAUCGGGGAAGCGGCGACGGACGGGCGGCUCUUCUGGAAAUUUCCGAUCCAAUGAAGAUAAGAGCUCGUCGUCUACGCUCAACACAUUAACUCCGCCGCCGGCGGCGGCGUGGCGGAAUGCGGGUUCUGAUCGGGUGGGUACAUGCGGGUCGCCGCGGGGUCGGGCGUUUUGGAGUAGGUGA
Messenger RNA from Striga hermonthica, 543 nucleotides. The record is from the annotation of a GenBank genome assembly. Lineage: Eukaryota; Viridiplantae; Streptophyta; Magnoliopsida; Lamiales; Orobanchaceae.